AUGGCCAAUGUAUCCCUCUUCCUCAUUCAAAUACUCUCAUUCCACCUCAUCCAAUCACUCUAUGCCACGUCACUCCCUCAGAAUCCCAUAACCGUUUCCGUUACCGACUUCGGAGCCGUCGGCGAUGGCGUUAGGUACGACACCGGAGCAAUCCAGGGGGCAAUAAACUCCUGCCCGGAGCAGCGGCGGUGCCAGGUCAAUUUUCCGGCGCCAGGGAGGUACCUGACGGCGACGGUGUUCCUGAAGUCGGGGGUGGUGUUGAACGUGGAGGAGGGCGCGAGGGUGGUGGGAGGGGCGAGGCAGGAGGACUACCCGGAGGAUCCGGCGAAGUGGUACGUGGUGGUGGCGGAGAACGCGACGGAGGUGGGGAUCGGCGGCGGCGGAGUUGUGGAUGGACAGGCGGAGAAAUUUGUGGUUAGGGAAGUUGAGAGGAAGAACGUGAUGGUGAGUUGGAAUCAGACAGGGGCGUGUUUGGGAGAUGAGUGUAGGCCACGAUUAAUCGGUUUCAUCGGUUGUGAUUCUGUUAGUGUCUCCAAUAUUACUCUCUAUCAACCUGCUUACUGGUGCUUACACUUAGUACGGAGCAACAGCAUAUCCAUUCAGGAUAUUUCAAUUUAUGGGGACUUCAACAUACCAAACAACGAUGGCAUAGACAUUGAAGACUCAAACAACACAGUAAUCACACGAUGCCAUAUUGACACGGGGGAUGAUGCAAUCUGUCCAAAGUCCUCCACUGCCCCUGUUUACAACCUUACAGCUACUAAUUGUUGGAUUCGAACCAAAUCUUCUGCUAUUAAACUUGGCAGUGCUAGUUAUUUUGAUUUCAAACAUUUUGUGUUUGACAAUAUCACCAUUGUAGAUUCUCAUAGAGGAUUGGGAUUCCAAAUCCGUGAUGGAGGAAAUGUAAGUGACAUUAUCUUCUCAAACAUAAAUAUCAGCACCAGAUAUCAUGAUCCUUCAUGGUGGGGGAGAGCUGAGCCUAUCUAUGUGACAACUUGUCCAAGAAACUCAACCUCAAAGGAAGGUUCAAUCUCAAAUAUACUGUUCACCAACAUUACUGCAAAUUCAGAAAAUGGUGUCUUCCUAUCUGGUUCAAAAAGAGGACUUUUAAGAAACUUAAGAUUCAUCAAUGUAGAUCUAAUUUAUAAGAGAAUCACCAAUGAUACUGGUGAAUUAUUUGACUACAGACCAGGAUGCCAAGAAUUGGUGAAACACAAGACUGCAGGCAUGAUGAUGGAGCACAUUGAAGGCCUUGAGGUAAAAAAUGUGAAAAUGAAAUGGUCAAAAGAUCAUGUAAAUCAGAGGAAUGAUCCUUUGGAAUUUAGGCCUUCAACUGUGAAUAAUAUCUCUUUCCUUAAUUUUUAUUCUGGCUUGUACACAAGCAGCAAAUAGAGUCAAAAACCCUCUCUUAGCAAAUGGAAUAUAGAGAGGGGCAAUGGUUUUGUGCAACUUUGGAAGAAAA
Molecule: messenger RNA, 1462 nt
Organism: Abrus precatorius (Indian licorice)
Lineage: Eukaryota; Viridiplantae; Streptophyta; Magnoliopsida; Fabales; Fabaceae
Product: exo-poly-alpha-D-galacturonosidase-like
Exons: 3
Coding region: 1-1392 (463 amino acids)
Biological process (GO): carbohydrate metabolic process
Molecular function (GO): polygalacturonase activity
Source: RefSeq, a predicted model, not a curated record